CUUUCACAUUGGCCCGCCCACCCCUUCUCCCUCCUCCCUCUCUGGAAUCAGAAUAAUCCUCUAGAAUCUAUCCUCUUUUUCUCCUUUUUUUUUUUUUGCUUGAAUUGUCUCUGUAUUUACAGAUAUAUAGAUAUCUGUAAAUAUAUAGGAUUUUAGAGUUUAGAUUAUUGCUGUACAGAUUAUAAGGAAAAUCACCAUGUCCUCAGCGCCUGAAAUCGUUGGUCUGGAGCUCGUUCAGGGUCUUCAGGAUCUCGCAAUCCACGAACAGGCUGACAUGAAGGAGAAUUGUACAGAAGCAGUAGAGGAGAUUAACCAAGGGGUGUGUGACACUAACAAUAUUAACAUUAAUAACCAUCAUGGCGUCUGUGCAAUAUGUUUGAAUAAGAUUGUGCUUCAAGAAACAGCCCUUGUAAAAGGUUGCGAGCAUGGCUACUGUGUUACUUGCAUCUUGCGCUGGGCGUCUUGCAAAAAGGAACCAACAUGCCCUCAGUGUAAACAUCCAUUUGAGUUCCUCCCAAUUGUUGCUCUUUUGAACAGCAUCCAUGAUUAUAUGUUUGAGGAGAGCGUCUGCCUUCUUCUAAGAGCUGCAUGGUUUAAACCUUUGGUUGAAGUGGAAAAAGAGGAGAUGUUUGAAGUAGAAGAGUAUGAGUAUGACGAUGAGGAAGACGAUCUGGAUGAGGUUUACUUAGGUAGUUCCCCAAGUCUCCGUAUAGGUAAUCGACGAUGGGGAGACAACGGAUACGUUAGGGCAGGAAGACAAGAAGCAAGGCCAAUAGUUCGCCCUUCUGUCCUGGAUGCAGGUGCUGGUCCAUCCCAUCAGCGUAAGAAGAAGGAGACUCCUGCUAAAGAACUAGUUGGCCGACGUGCAAAAAGGGCUUUGAAGCGUGAAGCAGCGGACAAGGCUGCUGCAGCAAAGCAUCAACAACUCCUGGUGAGGUUGGGUCGUAAGUAGAUCAUUCUGCAGUGAAGAGAAUUUCACAAAGCCUGGAUCUAGGCAAAUCUGUACAGUAUUCCCUGCAUUACUCAAAUAAAGAUACUAGAUGUUGGAUUACAAAAACACGGGCUGUCUCAUGUUAUUGCCCAUUAUCGUCCCCUCCUAGGUUUAGUAUCUGUAGACUUAAGUACUGUAUAUUUUCUGCCUGUAAACUGGAUGUAAUGUUAGAUUCCUGUCUAAUCUCAUUUUUCUAUUAAUGGGUUA
This is a messenger RNA of Sesamum indicum (sesame), 1198 nucleotides long. NCBI's taxonomy places the organism in Eukaryota, Viridiplantae, Streptophyta, Magnoliopsida, Lamiales, Pedaliaceae. The record is from RefSeq and is a predicted model, not a curated record.